Molecule: messenger RNA, 1493 nt
Organism: Callorhinchus milii (elephant shark)
Lineage: Eukaryota; Metazoa; Chordata; Chondrichthyes; Chimaeriformes; Callorhinchidae
Gene: nxph1
Product: neurexophilin 1
Exons: 3
Coding region: 377-1192 (271 amino acids)
Molecular function (GO): signaling receptor binding
Source: RefSeq, a predicted model, not a curated record
GGCGAUUAGGAGGGAAGAGCUGGAGGGAGCUUCGAGACUUAACUACAUAGCUAAUGCAUUUCCUUUGUCGUGUGUGCAUGUGUGUGUGUGUGUGUGUGUGUGUGUGAGGGAGGGGAGAGACUCACAAUCAUUCUUGUUGGAAUUUCUGACCCUUAGCCUUUGAAUAAAUGCGGGCUACAUCGGCAUAUACUCGGCAUGCUAGUUGGAGUGUUUCCUUCGGACAGGUCUCAAUCACACAAGUGCAGUUGCAUUGAAUGUCCCGCGAUCUUCGAUGGGGAUGUACAGGCUCGUGAAAGAUCUGCCUUUACUCUAGCGGAUACAAGGUGGAUCUAUGCUGAGAAGCAAAGGGGAAGCAGUGGAAGUUUAAGAGAGGAGAAUGCAGGCUGUGUAUUGGUACUCCGUCCUUCUCCUCCAGAGCAGUCUCUAUCUGGUUACUUGUGUUAAAGGAAAUAAUCCAGAAAAAUCAGAACUUCUAAAAACUGGGGACCCUAAGGCUACACAAAAGCACAUAUGGACAGAAAGCAGCAAAGAUCUGUCUAUUAGCCGCCUGAUUUCACAGACAUUAUCAGGCAAAGAGAAUACUACUGCUGUGGACCUACACUAUGAUACUCCUGUACCAUACUCUGACCAGGAUAUAUGGGAAUGGUUACGGAAUGCCUCGGACCAGCAGGAGCCCCGUCCUCGACCUAAGAGACGACCUAUAGUCAAAACAGGGAAGUUUAAGAAAAUGUUUGGCUGGGGAGACUUCCAUUCCAACAUCAAAACCGUCAAGCUAAACCUAUUGAUCACUGGCAAAAUAGUAGAUCAUGGGAAUGGUACCUUCAGUGUCUACUUCCGACAUAAUUCCACUGGGCAGGGGAAUGUAUCUGUCAGCCUGGUGCCCCCUACAAAAAUUGUGGAGUUUGACUUGGCUCAACAGUCAGUGAUUGACGCCAAAGAUUCAAAGACAUUUAACUGCCGCAUUGAAUACGAGAAAGUGGACAAGGCGAAGAAGACGACACUUUGCAACUACGAUCCAUCAAAAACUUGCUACCAGGAGCAGACUCAAAGCCACGUGUCAUGGCUCUGCUCCAAACCCUUUAAAGUCAUAUGUAUUUAUAUUUCAUUUUACAGUACAGAUUAUAAACUAGUGCAGAAAGUGUGUCCAGAUUACAAUUACCACAGUGACACUCCUUAUUUCCCCUCUGGCUGAGGGUGAGGUGGUUGAAAUCUGAGAAAAGGGUUAUUGUAAUUAUGUUAUUGUAAUGAAUUCUAUAUCCUAGUCUUCAUUUGUAUGAAUGGUUUGUACUGUAUAUAGUUUAUCCAGUGUUAUUUGAGCUACCUAUGAACAUUAUCUUGUAACUGUCUCUCUGCUUGUUUAUGGUUUAAAGAACAAAUGAAAUGAAGAAUAACGUUUUAUUUGUGUAGCUGUUCUAGCUUACAACAAACUCAUGUACAAACCAAUUAUUGAGAUUAAUGUACCUGGUGAGCUGACUAUUGGAAGAACAAUUUAA